AUGAAUCAGGUGUUUACUGGCACAGUAAUUAGUUUGAAAAAUGCCAAGACGGCCGCAAUAGAGUUAGUUUUUAAUUAUCUUCAUCCUAAAUAUCAUAAACCUAUUCGGAGAAAAAAAAAAAUUCAGGCUCAUUAUGAAAAAUACGACUUGAAAUUAGGAGAUAAAGUAGUGAUUAAAAGUAGUCGACCUUAUUCGGCUAUUAAGAGAUUUCUAGUAAUUGAAAAAGCAAACAAGAAAAACCAAACGAUAAAAGCGUCUCUUUCCAACAAAAAGCUAAUGUUGACCGGCAAACCGUCAACUAUUCCCAAAGGCAAACUUAGCGACGGUAAGCCGGCUAAGUUGCCCAGGAGCAAUAAAUUAUCGCUCCAAUGGGAAGAUGUUAAUCCGGCAAAAGAAUGGUUAAAAUCUGCCGCCCCACCCGAGAUAGAGGAUAUUCUGUUAACUAACAAUAAUUUUUGCGAGCAAAAUCUGUCUAGUUUCACUCGUUUUCCCCGAUUACACAGACUAUUUUUGGGAACCGAUAACGCUGCUAGAAUAAGACAAGGAAUUUAUAAUCGUUGGUAUGGUUCGCUUAUCCAUUUGUUGACCUUAACCAGAUUACAAGAGUUAGAUAUUAAUGCCACCGAUAUUAGCUCUGCCAGCAAUGAAGAAUUUGAGGCUAAUAUAGGCAAAGUAGAAGAUAUUCGUACCUUAAUUUUUGAUUUGCUUUAUAGUCGGUAUUACGGAGUAAUUGUUUAUGUUCGAAUUUUUCGGGGCGAAUUAGUCAAAGGACAAAAAAUUAAGUUUAGUCGCAGUCAAAAAAUAUACCAAGUAGAAAGAUUGGGAGUGAAAACUCCCCAGGAAGUUUUAAAAGAAAAAUUAGGGACGGGCGAAAUUGGCUGA
Racocetra fulgida is the source of this 882-nucleotide messenger RNA. Lineage: Eukaryota; Fungi; Glomeromycota; Glomeromycetes; Diversisporales; Gigasporaceae. The record is from the annotation of a GenBank genome assembly.